GUGAUCAAAACACCGCAUUCUGCCGCGAAAAUCGUGUGUGAGGAGCAGCGGGAGAAGCACAGACUGAUAUAACGCUAACAUACAGUCUAUGAAUACAGUUUGUAUUAAAUACAGUCUGUAUUAAACAGCGUUAGUUAACUAAGCUACAAGGUCCUACUUUAUAUAUCAGUUUAAUCAUGUUCUGCGAAAAGGCUGUGGAACUUAUUCGAGAGCUUCACCGGAUGACUGAUGGCCAGCUGCCCGCUUUUAACGAGGACAACAUUCGGCAGGUGCUUGAAGAAAUGAAAGCUUUAUAUGAGCAGAACCAAACUGAUGUUAAUGAGGCUAAAACUGAAGGCAGGAGUGAACUGAUCCCAACCAUCAAGUUUCGUCACUGCUGCUUGCUGAGGAACCAGCGAUGUAUCACAGCCUACCUUUAUGAUCGCCUCCUUCGAAUCCGUGCUCUCAGAUGGGAGUAUGGGAGUGUGUUGCCCACCACGAUUCGUUUCCACAUGUGUGCAGAAGAGUUGGAGUGGUUCAAUCAGUACAAGAAAUCCUUGGCCACUUACAUGAGGUCACUUGGAGGAGACGAAGGCCUGGAUAUAACACAAGACAUGAAGCCCCCCAAGAGUCUGUAUAUUGAGGUGCGUUGUCUGAAAGAUCAUGGAGAAUUUGAAAUCGAUGAUGGCACAGUAAUACUCUUGAAGAAAAACAGCCAACAUUUUCUGCCAAGAUGGAAGUGUGAGCAGCUGAUUCGACAGGGAGUCCUGGAACAUGUCAUGUCUUAACUCAAAAGUGCUCUCAUGUGAAGCUGUUUUUGGUGGCACUUACCUUCAUGUUUUUUUUAAACAAUCUAAAGCAUUUAAAAUUUGAUUUAAGGAAAUUAAAACACUGUCAAUUUUG
Molecule: messenger RNA, 882 nt
Organism: Astyanax mexicanus (Mexican tetra)
Lineage: Eukaryota; Metazoa; Chordata; Actinopteri; Characiformes; Acestrorhamphidae
Gene: gins1
Product: GINS complex subunit 1 (Psf1 homolog)
Exons: 7
Coding region: 177-767 (196 amino acids)
Biological process (GO): DNA replication; DNA strand elongation involved in mitotic DNA replication
Cellular component (GO): GINS complex
Source: RefSeq, a predicted model, not a curated record